Messenger RNA from Panicum virgatum (switchgrass), 575 nucleotides. RefSeq lists its product as uncharacterized. Lineage: Eukaryota; Viridiplantae; Streptophyta; Magnoliopsida; Poales; Poaceae. The record is from RefSeq and is a predicted model, not a curated record. The transcript has 2 exons. The coding region runs from base 1 to 486 and encodes 161 amino acids.
AUGUGGGGUCCGCAUUGCCGUCGCCGUCCUCUUGCUCCUCCUGCGCCGCCGUCGCCUUCCACUCACUCCACCGCUGCCACCGCAAAUGUCCGCUCCCUGCACGGCGCCAACUUCCUGGUGUCCAGGCACCUGAAGCGCCGCCUGGGCGCGCCCGCCCGCUCGGGGCCCUCGGCGUCGUCCGCGUCGAGCAGCUCCUGCGUGUCCAUGGCCGACUCGGCGGAGUCGGCCGCCGCGCUCGCGCCUGCGCCGGCGCGGAAGCGGCGGGCGCGCGCGGAGGCGGUGCUUGAAGGGUGGGCCGCGCGGAUGGGCUUCGCGUGCAAGGGAGGAGAGGCCGCGCUGCUCCGGCGGCUGGAGGCCACGGCGCACGUGCCAGCGAGGCUGGUGCUCACCGUGGCGUCGUGGAUGGCGCGCGCGGCGAGCCACCGGGCGCCGCCGCCGCCGUUCGCCGAGGCCGACGACGAGGAGGGCUGGGCCGAGUGCUCCUGACCAACCGCGCGCCGGUGAAGGAGCGAGAAGGGGAGAGGGUAGAGAGAGACAGGGUAGGAGAGAAGAAAGAGAAGAGGGGUGGCCCACUA